AAAGCGGCCUGCAGCCUGUGAAUUUCAACGCAGGAAUUUCCGAACGCGUCCUGAAUAUCCGUAAACGGAAGUAGAAUCACCAAUCACAGUCCAGCAAAAUGUGAAGGCGGAAAUCAUUUUUCAGCCUAAAUCUAUCGCACCGAGCGAACCUUUUGUACCCUGCUGUCAUUAUGGAGGAGGAGAAGACGCGAUGAAACAAUUGAUUUCGAGAAGAUAUGAGAUGGAUGCAGCGCAAAGAGAUUUCCUCUAUUGCUAUGGAGCCAUCACAGAGGUUCUCCGAUGUGGUCCUCCUGACUUGCACACUGGCCACAAAGUGCUUGUUUUAGUUAUUCCUGGUAACCCUGGUGUGGUGGGCUUUUACGGAAGCUUCAUCGAAACGCUUUACGCUCUGUUUGGCAGCCAACACCCAGUGUGGGCUGUGAGCCACGCUGGACACUGUAUUCCACCUGCAUCCAUGGACAUGCUCGAAGAUGCCUACUCAGCGGCUGAUCUGGACCCAUUUGGUCUGAACGGUCAGAUAGAACACAAGCUGGCCUUCUUGAGGAAGCACGUCCCAAAGAAAACAAAGCUCAUCCUGGUGGGACAUUCCAUCGGCUGCUACAUCAUUUUGGAAAUAAUGAGGAGAGAUCCCAGUCUCGAGAUCGUCAAGGCCGUCAUGCUGUUUCCGACCAUUGAACGCAUGGCCCAGACUCCCCAGGGGAAGAGCAUGACCCCAAUGCUGUGUCACCUGCGCUACCUGGCCUACCUGUCCAUUUUCCUGCUCUCUCUGCUGCCCGAGAGACUCAAAGGCGCUCUGGUCAAAGUGGUUUUGGCUGGCAUUGGCUCUCUGGACCGCUCCGUUGUCCCACCCGCUGUAGGCCUCCUCAGCGGUGACUCUGCAGCCAAUGCUGUGUACAUGGCCGGCCAGGAAAUGAGGCAAGUUUUGGAGAGAGAUAACGUGACCAUUGGGAAAAACCUUGAAAAGCUCAUCUUCUAUUAUGGAGCGAGAGACCGUUGGUGCCCUGUGCAAUAUUGUCACGAGAUCAAGGAGGACUUCCCGGCCGGAGAUUUCCGACUUUGUGAAACUGGAUUUCGUCAUGCUUUUGUACUGGACGCUGGGAGAGAAGUGGCAAAAAUGCUGGCAGAAUGGAUCCAGAGCCAUUUGAAGAUUUGAAGUCUUAUAUCUGUCUUGGAUGAUGUCGAUGCUUUGCUUGCCUAAUGUUGCCUGUGGUGUCAUUGACCGUGGAAGCGCAACAAUUGCUGCGCUUGUGUAUCGAUUUCAACUCUCCUCAAAGAUGUCGGACUUGUUUGUUUCAUUAACGAAUGACCCCUGCAGGGCCCAGCACAGCACCAAGAAAUCAAAUGCUCUUCCAUUGGCUCGAAAUAGAGGAAUAUGCUUUUGAAAUG
Syngnathus typhle (broad-nosed pipefish) is the source of this 1386-nucleotide messenger RNA. It is a transcript of the gene ldah, whose product is annotated as lipid droplet associated hydrolase. Gene Ontology annotation, biological process: lipid storage. The record is from RefSeq and is a predicted model, not a curated record. Lineage: Eukaryota; Metazoa; Chordata; Actinopteri; Syngnathiformes; Syngnathidae. Gene Ontology annotation, molecular function: lipase activity. The transcript has 9 exons. Bases 191 to 1153 code for a protein of 320 amino acids. Gene Ontology annotation, cellular component: lipid droplet.